GGGACACAACACUGCUGGGAAAAGAAACAGCUGCAAAGUUUUCAUCGUCAAAACUUGCGAUAAGAAGCUCUUUGCUUACAUUUUAGUGUACUACUAAAUCUUGAAUAUUAUAAUUGCUAAUAUAAAUUGACAGUAAAAUGGAAUAAAGAAUAUGAGUAAGAGAAUCCUGGUAGUUGGUUUGGCAUGUGCUGAUAUUAUCAGUGUAGUUCAAGAUUAUCCAGAGGAGGAUAGUGAUCAGAGAGUGCUUGAUUAUUACUGGCAAAGGGGAGGUAAUGCUGCCAAUACAAGCUGUGUGCUCUCACUACUUGGAGCCAGGUCAGAGUUCCUUGGCACAUUUGCUACUGACAGAGAGGCAGAAUUUCUGAAAGAAGUAUUCCAGAAGUUCAAUGUGAUUACAGAAAAUUGUGUUACUUGUACAGAUGGUGUCAAAACACCAACAUCCAUUGUCAUAACCAACAGCAAGAAUGGAUCCAGGACUAUACUGCAUCAUGGGAAAAAUUGGCCAGAAAUAAAACCAGAACAUUUUAAAAAUCUAGAUCUGACUCAGUAUAAAUGGAUUCACUUUGAGGGAAGACCAUCAUGUGAUGACAUUAAAGACAUGUUAUCGUGGAUAGAUGAAUACAAUAAAACUGUCGAUAAAGAUGCAAGGAUUCGUACAUCAUUAGAGAUAGAAAAAACCACUAGAAUUGGUCUAGAUAACCUGUUCAAUACAGCAGACACAUUAUUUGUAAGCAAGGAUUAUGUCAAAAGUAGAGGUUAUAACACUAAGGAAGAAGGUGUUCAGAAAUUGUCUGUCAAGUGCAGAGAAGGAUCUGAAAUUAUUUGCCCUUGGGGUGAAGAAGGAGCUGUUGCCAAGGGAACAGACAGACUGUUACAUUCUUCUCCAGCUUUUCCUCCGAAACUUACACCAGGACAGAAUAUGGAAACUUUAGCAGCUGGUGAUACAUUUAAUGCUGCCUUUAUUUUGUCAAGGUCAAAAGGUCAAAGUUUAAAUGAAGCUCUGACAUUUGGUUGUCAGGUGGCUGGUGCUAAAUGUGGAAUGAAGGGUAUUGAUGGGUUAGAUACAUUUAAAUCAUGAUGAAAGGCUACAUAUUUGUUACAUGAUAUAUAAAUGAUAAUUGAAUAAAGUAUUUUGAGGGUUUGAUGGAUUACUGGAAAAGAGCUUUUUCAGGUGAAAUGAUAUUUAAAAAAAGUAUGAGAUGUAUUUUAUAAACUUUAUUGCCUUUAAAGAAAAUAAGUAAAACAUUCUUACACUUUGAAAAAACGUUUUUCUAAUAAUGAUGCAUUAUUGCUUCUGUCUCCCAUCAGAGAUGAUUGAAGCAUUGAAAAUCAUGAUAUUAAGGUUGUUUUUUAAUUCAUGCCUUGUAUGAAAGCUAAGAUAAACACACUUUGAAGCAUUGGGUCUACUUUAUUUUGGGAAUAUGUAUUUUUGGGGCCCUUUAUAGCUUACUGUUCAGUGUGAGCCAAGGCUCAGUGUUGAAGACCGUACUUUGACCUAUUAUGGUUUACUUUUAUAAAUUUUGACUUGGAUGGAGAGUUGUCUCAUUGGCACUCAUACCACAUCUUCUUAUAUCUAUGUAGAAAAUGUAAUAGUGUAUAGACUAACGUUUGAAAAGAAAUAUUAUUUGAGUAUUUUUUCUUACAUUGCUUCUUUAUUCAAAAUUACUUGUAAUUUAGCGAAAUAUUUAUGAUGAAACUAUUUUCAGGAAUAAAUUUCUGUCAAUCCACCUAUAUAUCACAAAGAAACCAGUUUUAUGCAAAAUGAGUGAAACCGGUUCAAUGUAUGUAACCAGAUUAAAAAAACAUUUUUUAAUGAAAGUACAUGAUAAAUUCUAUCAUAGAAUGUCUUGCACUUUAUGAAAUAUUGGUGCAGGUGCACUACUGAUUAAAGUUCUCAAGAAUUAUAUUGAAAUACAUUUUAUUAAAAGAUUAUUGUUAUUUUAUUCAUGAUAAUUGUUAUUUCUUUUAUGUUAAGUAUUAUAAUCAUGAAAACAAACGUUAAAUAAAAGAAUAUGAAUAUA
Mytilus californianus (California mussel) is the source of this 2021-nucleotide messenger RNA. RefSeq names its product ketohexokinase-like. Bases 152 to 1078 code for a protein of 308 amino acids. Gene Ontology annotation, molecular function: ketohexokinase activity. The transcript is spliced from 8 exons. Gene Ontology annotation, biological process: fructose metabolic process. The record is from RefSeq and is a predicted model, not a curated record. NCBI's taxonomy places the organism in Eukaryota, Metazoa, Mollusca, Bivalvia, Mytilida, Mytilidae.